Messenger RNA from Lates calcarifer (barramundi perch), 2064 nucleotides. RefSeq names its product phospholipid phosphatase 1. Bases 434 to 1282 code for a protein of 282 amino acids. Gene Ontology annotation, biological process: phospholipid dephosphorylation; phospholipid metabolic process; signal transduction. The transcript has 6 exons. Lineage: Eukaryota; Metazoa; Chordata; Actinopteri; Centropomidae. The record is from RefSeq and is a predicted model, not a curated record. Gene Ontology annotation, molecular function: phosphatidate phosphatase activity.
GGGAGCGCCUGAGCCCGUGCCUCACCGGUAAUGUCUCAUCCGUGGACUGGACGGUAUCAUGAGCUGAAGAAAUCCCGCUGUGUUAUGAUGGUUUGUGAACAGUUGAAAGGGUGAGAGGCUCUUCACGUGUGUGGUGGUGUUAGAUUAGAUUUAGCCUUUAGUUGCGUGUUUUUGACUUAGAGUAGGCUGUAUUUUUUCUAUAAAUAUAUAUAUCCAGUGCCAGUUUUAGCUUCUCGGACAGUCCCCGGAGUUGGUGUUAGCGCAAUGUCACUGGUGUGUUUUAAUUUUGUGCUGGAUUAGCGAGACAUGUGCGGCAGAAAGGCUGCUUCUCGUCUCGCCUAAAACCAGCCGGCGACCGCUCAGCAGCACCCGGGACAGUCUGGACCGGACAUUUUUUGCAAAGACUGACCCCAGGAAAAGAAGAGGACGCAACAUGUUCGAAGCCUCAGGGAUCCCUCUCAUCCUGCUGGACAUUACCUGUCUCAUCCUCGUUGGACUUCCAUUUUUUAUCCUCACACCUCAACACAACCCUUUCAAACGGGGUUUCUUCUGUAACGAUGAGUCCAUUAGAUACCCCCUCAAAGAGGACACCAUAUCCUACCAGCUGCUUGGAGGAGUCAUGAUCCCCUUCACUCUGAUUGUGAUCGUAUGUGGCGAGUGCCUUUCUGUUUACUUGUCUCGCAUCAAGAAUCACUCUUUAGGGACCAAGUACAUGGCAUGUGUCUACAAAGCUGUGGGGAGCUAUGUAUUUGGAGCCGCUGCCAGCCAGUCUCUGACAGACAUAGCCAAGUACUCUAUCGGCCGCCUGCGGCCAAACUUCCUUGCUGUAUGUAAACCAGUCUGGGAUCGUAUCAACUGCAAAGCUGGUGGAUACAUCGAGAACUUCACCUGCACUGGAGACAAGUUUCUGGUAGAUGAGGCCAGACUGUCCUUCUACUCUGGCCACUCAUCCUUCUCUAUGUACUGCAUGCUGUUCCUUGUACUAUACAUCCAAGCCAGACUGAAGUCAGAAUGGGCGAGGCUUCUGCGUCCCACCAUCCAGUUCUUCCUGAUUGCAACUGCUGUGUAUGUGGGUCUAUCGCGGGUGUCUGACUACAAGCAUCACUGGAGUGAUGUGCUCACUGGCCUCCUGCAAGGGGGUUUAGUGGCUAUUCUUACAGUGUUCUGUGUGGCCAACUUCUUUGAACAGCCAGUGGACCCAGUGGUAUCACAGGAAGAAGCCUCACCAACCAGUUUACAAGAAAACCCAUCUAGUUUGAACCACUAUGGCAGCACUGACUGAAUCUGAGGCCUCAAAGACCGUUCUGCACAGGGCCUCUGUCCCUUAAAAAAGUCAGAGAGGACUUAAAACACAUCAAUGAAUUGCAAGUCUUUCAUAUUAACUGCUGGCUGUUUCUGCGCAUUUCUCCCGCAGAGCCAACGCUGCAGCCUGCAGGCUUUACCUGCUACUUUUGGUGCAGUCGGUAAACUUUGAUUACAGGAAGAAAAGUGUACUACAGAAGACAGUACUUGCACUUUACUGAGAUAUAAAGAAACAUACAUUUUUGGGUAAAUCCAGUAUAAUAUAGUUUAUUAUGGAAUGACAAAACAAAAUACAGUACAACAUGUGGGUUUACCUCAGAAAAAUUGCUUUUUACAGUGUAAGCUUGUUGGAAAUGUGGUUUCUAGUAUAUAUUGGUCUGAUGUUACCAUUUUGAAUGAAUGAAAUUCCUUUUGCCCAGAAUAUAAUAAGCGUCUGUGUGCGCACUGCAAGCGGGCUUGUAGAGAGCCUGGCACCUGUGAAUAAGAAAACCUGGACUGUCCUUAAAUUUAAAAUGGAGCCGGAACUCAGAAAUGAUAUUUUACAUUAAUUUUCUGCCUUAGAUUGCUGCUACCUGCUGCCAUGUCCCUUCCCUAAUGUUAUUUCAUUGUAAUGUAUAGAAAACAAAUUCAUUUUUGUUUUGUUUUUACCAUUUGUAUGAAGCUCCAUAUGUUUUUGUCUAAGCGUAAGUAUUGUUUAGAGCAGUACUGGCAAAAAAUGAGACAAAUAAAGAGAGCUCCGUUUUGCUACUUUGAUACAAAGGG